Gongylonema pulchrum is the source of this 213-nucleotide messenger RNA. Lineage: Eukaryota; Metazoa; Nematoda; Chromadorea; Rhabditida; Gongylonematidae. The record is from the annotation of a GenBank genome assembly.
AUGCCAUAUGAUGAAAAUGCGAGCGAAUUUUGUGGUGUGCUGGUUGAUCCGGAUGAUUUUGUUGAAUUUGAUGAGAAGCGCCUGCAGCACCACGGUCCUGGUGAAUAUGGAAGAAAGCAAUACCAAGAGUUAAAUGAAAGUGGUGGAGUUUUCGCUGCUUAUCCAACUGUUGGCUGCCCCUAUUUUGCAACAGUGUUCAUGAAACACUGCUAA